Penicillium brevicompactum is the source of this 5832-nucleotide messenger RNA. RefSeq lists its product as uncharacterized. The record is from RefSeq and is a predicted model, not a curated record. Gene Ontology annotation, biological process: secondary metabolite biosynthetic process; fatty acid biosynthetic process. Gene Ontology annotation, molecular function: oxidoreductase activity; fatty acid synthase activity; 3-oxoacyl-[acyl-carrier-protein] synthase activity. The transcript is spliced from 4 exons. Lineage: Eukaryota; Fungi; Ascomycota; Eurotiomycetes; Eurotiales; Aspergillaceae. Bases 1 to 5832 code for a protein of 1943 amino acids.
AUGAACGGUGCGGACUCGGAGGCGUCUCACCGCGAACAAGGCGCCCCCCAGCCCAUCGCCAUCAUUGGAUAUGCUUGCCGACUUCCCGGGCAAGUCACUUCCCCCUCCGAUCUCUGGGAGCUAUGCACUCGAGCCCGAAGUGGCUGGUCGCCUAUCCCGAAAGACCGAUUUUCCGUUGACGCAUUCCAUCAUCCUAACCCGUCUAAGGUGGGAUGCUUCAACCCCAAGGGAGGCUACUUCUUGGAAGAAGAUCUUGCCCGCUUCGAUGCACCCUUCUUCAACUUGUCUGUCCAGGAAGCAACUUCCAUGGAUCCCCAGCAGCGCAUGCUGUUGGAGUGCUCGUAUGAGGCUUUGGAGAGUGCUGGCAUUCCCAAAGAGAACAUUGCACGCCGAAAGGUCGGCGUCUUCGCUGGUGGCAACUUCUCUGAUUAUGAACUCAACAACGUUCGCGACAUGGAUACCAUUCCUAUGUAUCAAGCCACCGGAUGUGCACCUUCCCUACAAUCCAACCGCUUAUCAUACUUCUUCGACCUUCGGGGACCAAGUAUCACAGUUGACACGGCUUGCUCUUCCUCCCUCGUUGCACUUCACUACGCGGUACAAAGCUUGCGAGGUGGAGAAUCCGAGGAGGCCCUUGUUGUUGGCUGCCAUCUCAACAUUAUACCAGAUCUUUUUGUUUCGACGUCCAUGUCACAAUUACUCAAUGAUGACGGCAAAACAUUCUCCUUUGAUGAAAGAGCAAACUCGGGAUUUGCCCGUGGUGAAGGCGCUGGCGUCGUGAUCCUCAAGCCCCUUAAUGCCGCUCUACGCGACAGAGAUCCCAUCCGAGCUGUUGUUGCCAACUCAGGUGUCAACCAAGAUGGUCGCACGAAGGGUAUCACUUUACCCAACGGACAAGCUCAGGAGGAGCUCAUUCGACAAGUCUAUAGAGAAGCCAACCUCAACCCCGAAGAAUGUGGUUUUGCCGAAAUGCACGGUACGGGAACAAAGGCUGGUGAUCCAAUAGAAGCUGCUGCAGUUCAAGCAGCUCUCGGAGGAGGUCGGACUGCAAGAAACCCUCUUUAUAUCGGAUCAGUCAAGUCGAACAUUGGACAUUUGGAAGGAGCUAGCGGUGUCAUUGCCAUCAUAAAGGCAGCCAUGAUGCUCGAGAAAGAGUUCAUGCUUCCGAAUGCCGAGUUCAAGAAGCCAAAUCCUAAUAUUCCACUGAAUGAAUGGAACAUGAAGGUUUUGACAUCGACUCGACCCUGGCCUGCUCGCAAGAAUUACGCGAGCGUCUCCAAUUAUGGUUUUGGUGGAACAAAUGCACACGUCGUCCUGGAAAAGGCACCCCUCAAUUCCAAGGCACCCGACCAUGCUGUUGAGGACAUUGAUGUGGAUCCAAAGCUGAAAUUGUUCCUGAUCUCCGCGAACGAUAAAGAGUCUUUGCGGACCAGAAUCAAGGAUUUCGGUAUCUACUUCGAGCAACACCCUGAAGUCUUCGAGAAGUCUCUGUUUGCAAAUUUUGCCUACACCCUUGGUAGCAAGAUGUCGCAACUGUCCUACCGUGUCGGUAUCGCGGCGACUUCCCUUGAUGAGCUGGGGAUUCGUCUUGCUCAGCUCACGAUCAAUCCGCUUCGCGUUCUUGGAUCCCCAACUUACUCAUUCGUUUUCACGGGACAAGGAGCCCAGUGGGCCCAGAUGGGUAUCCCGCUCAUGUAUGACUAUCCAAUCUUUGAGUCGGCCAUCACACGAGCCGAUAAGUGCCUCAGGGGCCUUGGCGCCGAGUUCUCUCUCAUCGAAGAGUUGAAACGGGAUUCCGUCACCUCUGAGAUCAACUCCCCUCAUCUGAGUCAGCCUGCCUGCACAGCGCUUCAGAUUGCACUUGUGGAUCUUCUAGAGUCGUGGGGGAUCCACCCAUCUUCUGUUGUGGGUCACAGCUCCGGUGAGAUCAGCGCAGCGUAUGCCGCCGGUAUAUAUGAUCUGGAAGGAGCUAUGACCCUGGCCUACCGCCGAGGACAAAUGACGUCUCUGCUCAAGGCUUCGUUCCCAUCUUUGAAGGGUACAAUGAUCGCAGUCGGGGCCAGUCGCGAGAAUGUUCAACCAAUGUUGAAAGCUCUGUCUGCAUAUGCAACUGUCGCUUGCGUUAACAGCCCCUCCAGUGUGACUGUCUCAGGAGAUGCGACAGCAAUUGAUGAACUUGAACAAAUUCUUCAAGACAAGCAGCUCUUCAACCGAAAGUUGAAGAUCGAUGUUGCUUAUCAUUCUGACCACAUGAAAAACGUUUCGGAAGCAUAUCUUGAGGCAAUCCAAUCCGUACAGCCCUCCUUAUCUGGGAAAUCUGCCUUUUAUUCCUCUGUAUUUGGUCGUCUCGCAGAACCUGCUGAGCUUGGACCGGCGUACUGGGUCGCUAAUUUGACCUCGCCCGUGUUAUUCCCCGAUGCUCUCAGCAAGAUUGUGUCCGACGAUGAGACAAGGCCCAAUCUUUUUGUUGAAAUUGGUCCACACUCUGCAAUGAAAGGUCCUAUCCUGGACACUCUGAAGAGCCUGGGACCUACGGUUUCCAAGAUUGGAUACACCCCUACAAUUCUCCGCAAUGUUGAGGCGGCUCAAGCAGUCUUGUCUACUGCUGCCGCUGCAUACAUGCGUGGUGCUACUCUUGACAUCACCAAGAUAAACUUCCCUAAGACCGGGGCGGCAAACCGCUGGUUCUUGAGCAACCUGCCUCGCUAUCCUUGGCAACAUGGUACCCGGUACUGGCACGAUGGUAGAAUUGCCCAGAAGCACACAAUCAGAGACCGCGCUAGAAACGAUGUUCUGGGAGUUUUGGCAAAUUACUCGAACGAUUUGGAACCCACAUGGCGAAACAUUGUUCGGUUGGAUGAGAUUCCAUAUCUCCGUGAUCAUAAGAUGCAGGGUAUGGCGGUCUACCCCCUAGCAGGCUAUCUGGUCAUGGCGAUUGAAGCAGUGCGGAGACGUGCAGACCAACUUGACAUUCAAAUCUCUCAGUUCGAACUGCGCGAGGUUAUCGUUGGGGCGGCUCUUGUUCUCACUGACGACACAGAUGCGGAAACCACCAUCACGCUUCGUCCCUACACUGAAGGUACCCGUGGAUCAUCCGAUGUCUGGGACGAAUUCCGCGUUUGUUCCUGGACAACUAAACGAGGAUGGAUAGAGCACUGCACGGGUCAAGUGCGAGUCCGUUCCGACCCGAAGCAACAAGCCGCUGCAAUCUCGAGCCCCGUUGAGACUCAAACCGAUCACACAAAGGCUCAAAUCGCUAAGAUACAGGCGGCUGCUACGCAUCACACCGAUAUACAGCACAUGUAUCAAAUUCUCAGUGACCUGGGUGCUGGCUACGGUCCCAUCUUCCAAGAUCUUGAGGACUGCUAUGCCAGCCCGCACCAUUCACUCGCAGAUUUGCAUGUCAGAGAUACAGCUAGUGUUAUGCCCAAGAAUUUCGAACCGCCACUCACCGUGCAUCCGUCAUUCCUCGAUGGACUGCUUCAUCUUGUCUGGCCUAUUCUUGGCCAAGGACUCGGCCGCAUGGAUCUGGACACGCUUUACAUGCCAACCAUGAUAAAGCGUGUGACGAUUGAUAUCAAUGUUCCAACAAAGGCCGGUGAAUUUGUCAAAGCUUACUGCAACGGCAGCCCCAGCUUACCUUCACCUGAGCCCACCAAGUUUGAUCUUUUCGCCACGAAAGAAGGAAGUACCGAGCCUUUGAUAUUCAUGGAGGGGCUUAUUAUGACCCCUCUCAGGGAGGCUGACACUCGCCGUGAAAGUUUCCGCAAAAUAUGCUACAAGCUCAACUGGCAUUCCUUGACCGAGCUUCAAAACUCUGACGAAACGGAUAAUCAGGAGUCUCGAGAACCUGCUCAAGUCAACGGUAGCUCCCAGGCAGACGCUAGCACAACAAGCAAUGGCAAGCUGGAGACCAAUGGCCAUCACCAUGAGAAGGAGAAUGUGAAUAAGGAAGUUGCCAAACCAAAGCGUGAUAUCAUUAUUUCCCACUUCGGUGCACCGGACAUCAUCGCUGACAAGCUGAGCCGUGCACUAUCUGAAACGCUGAACUGGAAGCCUUCUGUGCAGGCAUUUGGCGAGACUGACUUAACUCACAAACAUCUCCUUUUGCUCGAAACCGGAGAGAGUUCGCUGCGAAACAUCACCGAGGACGUUUUCGACAAACUCAAGAAGGCAUUGCUCAACGCUCAGACUGUGCUUUGGGUCUAUCGGACCGAUUCUCCUGAUAGUCAAAUGACUGUUGGUUUGGCGCGUACCUUGCGCUCGGAAACUCUGGCCAAAAUUGCCACUCUGGGAUUGGCUGCUGAAGACAUUGGCACACCGGAGAAGCCAAUCCAGGCCGCUAUCGAUAUAUUUUGGCCUGCUGAUGGAUCUAAGCCAUCUGGAGACUUUGAAUUCAAGGCAAAGGGCUCGGAGCUGUUUGUUCAGCGCAUUGUUGAAGACGAUGUUGCUAAUGGCUUUGUCUAUAACGAAACCAACGAGAUGGCAAUCUCAACCCAGCCAUUCGUUCAGCCUGGGCGACGUUUCAAGAUCCAAAUUGGCAACCUAGGUGCCCUGGACUCGCUUUACUUCGUCGAUGACAAUCUACCACCAUUGGGUGAGAACCAAAUCGAGCUGGAGGUCAAGGCAACUGGUCUCAACUUCAAAGACAUCGUGGUAUCCAUGGGCCAGCUUGCCCAGCCUUACAUUGGAAUUGAAUGCAGCGGCAUCGUUUCCAGUGUGGGCUCGAAUGUCACAGAUGUCAAGGUUGGACAAAGAGUCAUGGCUUUUCCAGAAGGCUGUUUCUCUACAUACGCGCGCUGCCCUGCUACCAGCGCGACCGAGAUCCCAGCAGACAUGUCGUUUGAGGUCGCAGCCACCGUUCCAGUGGUUUUCGGCACUGCAUACUAUGCACUGUUUGACCUUGGCCAACUACAGCCUGGUGAGCGUGUGUUGAUUCACGCCGGUGCUGGUGGAGUUGGUCAGGCUGCUAUCAUGGUGGCACAAAUGAUCGGUGCAGACAUCUUCGCCACUGUAGGAAGUCUUGACAAGAAGCAAUUCUUGAUGACCCAGUAUGGAAUUCCCGAGGAUCGCAUCUUCUACAGUCGUGAUGCUUCAUUCGCCCGUGGCGUUCGAAGAGCUACCAGCGAGGCAGGUGUGGAUGUAGUCGUCAAUUCACUUGCAGGAGAUCUCCUGCGUGAGACUUGGGAGACUCUAGCUCCAUUCGGUCGCUUCAUCGAAAUUGGAAAGGCCGACAUCACCAAGAACACCCGCCUUGAUAUGCAGCCGUUUGAGAACAAUGUGACCUUUUCCUCAGUCGACAUGACCAAGGUUGCUAGGUUCAAGCCACAGCUCAUGAAGCGUCUGUUACGUGAUGUCUCCCGCUUGCUCAGCCAGGGACACGUUCACCCGGUUCUACCAAUUUCGAUUUACGGUAUCUCCGACAUCGAGAAAGCGUUCCGUACCCUGCAGACGGGUAAGAGCAAGGGCAAGAUUGUGGUUGUUCCCCGGGAGGGUGACCAAGUCAGGGCUGUGGCACCUAAGACCAGCGCGACUUUGCUUCGCCCAGACGCAUCGUACAUUUUGAUUGGUGGUACUGGUGGUCUGGGUCGAAGCAUGGCUAAGUGGAUGGCUUCCAAGGGCGCAAAGAACAUUGUUCUUGUGUCACGUCGAGCAGCUAUCAACGACAAAGUACAAGCUUUGAUCGAUAACUUGGCUACCUUGGGAGUGCGAGUCGCCGUGAAAGCUUGCGAUGUCAGCAAUCCGCUGUCAGUUGAGACCCUUGUCAAGCAAGAAAUGAAAGAUCUCCCCCUGUGCGAGGUGUUGUUCAGGGUGCAAUGGUGCUUCGUGUAA